AUGGUCAACGUUGGUUCCGCCGCCGAUCCCAUCGUUACCCGCCUCGUCGACGAGGACAAGACACCAUGGUACAAGAAACCUAAUCUUCGUAUCAUGUACGUCUGGUUGUUCUUUUGUUGCAUGGGUGUCGAGAUGACUUCUGGUUUCGAUUCUCAGCUUAUCAACACCCUUCAAUACUCGACAACAUUUCAUCAGUAUCUUGGUGAAGGACGAGUGAACGACAAGGACGAAUAUGCCAUCGAACCUGGUCUGCUCGGCUUUGUCAACUCCUGUUAUCAGCUUGGCUCCAUCUUUGCUGUCCCUGUUGCUCCCUGGUUUGCUCAGAAAUACGGAAGAAGAUGGUCCAUCAUGUUGGGCUCUCUCAUCAUGGUCGUCGGUGCCAUCAUCCAAGGUUUUGCCCAGCAUGUCGGCAUGUACAUUGUCGCUCGUAUGAUUCUCGGAGCCGGAAUUCUCUUCUGUAUCAUCUCUGGAGCUGCCCUCAUCGGAGAGCUUGGUUACCCCAAGGAGCGAGCUACCUUGACCUCCCUGUUCAACUCUUCUUACUUUAUUGGUCAAAUUCUUGCUUCUGCUAUUGCCAUGGCCACCACUCCUAUCAAGACAAACUGGGCCUGGAGAAUCCCUUCUCUUCUGCAGAUCUGCCCCUCUCUGAUUCAGAUUGCCACUGUUUUCCUCCUCCCCGAGUCUCCCCGUUUCCUCAUCUCCAAGGACCGCACCGAAGAGGCCGCCGCAAUUCUCGUCAAAUACCACGCCGAGGGUGAUGCAAACUCUCCCCUUGUCCAGGCCGAAAUCGUUCAAAUCCGCGAAACCAUCAAGGCUGAGUUGGAGGCUUCCAAGGAGUCCUGGCUCUCAGUUGUUCGUACCGCCGGUAUGCGUCGUCGAUUCCUGGUCACCAUCUUCAUCGGUCUCUUCACUCAACUCUCCGGCAACACUCUCAUGAGUUACUACUCUGGCAAACUCUUUGAGCUCAUGGGAUUUACGGACAACUACACAAAGACCCGCAUCAAUCUUGCUUUCGCCUGUUGGAGUUUGUUAAACGCUACAAUCAUUGCUCUUAUCGUUCCCCGAUUCAAGCGUAGACACAUGUACAUGCUAUCCGCAACUUUGAUGCUUCUCGCCUUUAUCGCCAUCACCGUCUCACUCCAGCAGAUCCAGUCGCUUCCCGAAGGCCAGAAGAAUAACGCUGCUGGCAUCGCUGCGCUUUUCUUCUACUUUGCCUACUCACCAACCUACAACAUCGGAAACAACGCUCUGACAUAUACUUACCUUGUCGAACUUUGGCCCUAUGCUAUGCGAUCUCGUGGUAUUGGUAUUCAGCAAAUCUUUGGAAAGCUUGCCGGUUUCUUCUCCACCAACGUCAACUCUAUUGCUCUCGAGGCUAUCAAGUGGAAGUACCUGGCCAUCUACUGUGGUUGGAUCGUCUUUGAGUUCCUCAUCAUCUACUUCCUCUACCCCGAGACGAGCGGCCGCACCCUCGAGGAACUUACUUUCCUCUUCGAGGCCGACGAGCUCAAGGAAAAGGCAACCGCUGCUGUCGAGAAGCAAAUCCAUUUUGGAGAUGCCAAGGAGGAAGAACAACAGACUCAUGUGCAGACCCGAGAGGUUGCUUAA
Molecule: messenger RNA, 1608 nt
Organism: Fusarium poae
Lineage: Eukaryota; Fungi; Ascomycota; Sordariomycetes; Hypocreales; Nectriaceae
Exons: 6
Coding region: 1-1608 (535 amino acids)
Biological process (GO): carbohydrate transport; transmembrane transport
Cellular component (GO): membrane
Molecular function (GO): carbohydrate:proton symporter activity
Source: RefSeq, a predicted model, not a curated record